Molecule: messenger RNA, 2355 nt
Organism: Rotaria sordida
Lineage: Eukaryota; Metazoa; Rotifera; Eurotatoria; Philodinida; Philodinidae
Source: the annotation of a GenBank genome assembly
AUGGCAUAUUUUGACCCAGUUAUCGUGCUCUUUGGUUCAAGUAAAAGUAUUUCAACAAUAAAUUUACGACUUCCAGUUUCAUUUGUAUUCGCUAUUGAUGAAACAUCACUUGAAGAACUCGUUACCGUCGAUCCACCAUUGGCUAGUACAACUUUACGACGAUAUUUUAUAAUUCUUCUUGAAUCGAUUAGCAAUGAUGUAUUUGAACGUCUACAAACUAAUCAUCGUGUUCAAAUCAUAUAUAGUAGAGACAUGUUGACAUAUGUAUCAAGUCAUUCAAAAUUACCUCGUAUUAUAAAUAAACAAUCACAACAAUUUACACUUGAUUUAACAGCAGAUAUCGUACAUUUUUUUACAAUUGAAGGUGAAAAACAAGAAAAAUUAGAACGAUUAAAUUUAGUUCGACUAUACUAUCGUCAAGCACGAUUGUUAAAAGAAUGGGCUAUGUCAUUUGCCAAAGCUGAACCAUGUCAUAUUUUGCUCAUUCCAUUGAACACUAAUCAAAAGAAUUUGAACAAUGCUCAAGAACGAUUACAAAAACUUUGUACUAAACUAAAUUAUCCGUCUGUGAUCAUUCGAACAUUUGAUAAUUAUAUUCCUUCGAUGGACGAACAAAGUUCAUGUCUUCUUCCAUAUUCUCAAGUAUUAUUUCAUCAUGAACAUCCACAAUAUAUUUGUGAAUUAAUUAAAAAAUUAUCACCAUUACGAUUAUAUUUAUAUGGUAAUGAAGAAUUUAUUUUAAGUGAAUGGAGUAAUUUAAUGAUUAAUAGUGAAACUCAUGUCAUGGAAGAUGAAGAUAAUUGGUGUGCAUUUAUUGAAAAUGAAUAUAUUGAUGAUGAAAUGAAAUGGAAUAUUGGACCUAAAUUUGGAACAAAAUGGCAAAUUAAACGAAUAGCACCAAUUAAUUUAUCUGAAUUAGAUAAAAAUCUUCGAUUUCAAUCAGCUCUUCAUCGAGCAUUUAAAACAUUAAAUCAUCGUCAAAUUGAAAUAACAGCAGAAAUAUUUGAUUGGUAUGAUAGAUGUAUUCGCGAAAGAUAUCUACAAUUAGAGCCUAAAGUAUCUAUUCAACAAAAAGAAAAACCUCGAGAAACAAAUAUUUCAAAUUUAUCGAGAUGUAUUAUUCGAAAUCCAUCAUCAUUUGAUUAUCAUCAUACUUCUGAAUCUAAAGGAAUAUCAUUUAUUUGGCUUGAUGAAAUUAUAAAUUCAUUAGAUAAUAAUCUUAAUCAAAUAAUUGAACCAUAUCAUUGGUAUUUUUUUAAUAAUGUAACACAAUGUAUACCAUAUAUUGAAAAUCAAUUACGUCAACAAAAUGAAAUAUUUCUUGUUGUAUCUGGUUCUUUAGGUUAUGAAUUAUUUCUUACAGCUUAUCGUUUAAUGUCAGCUAUUCGAUUUGUUUAUAUUUAUUGUUCUCGACUUGGUCUACAUGAAAAUUGGAUAAAAUAUUAUUCUCAAAUACAAGGAGUUUUUAAUGAUUCAUUAGUAUUAGAAGAAAAAUUGAAAAAAAAUUUAGAACAAAUAAAUCAAUUAGAAAAUAGAAAACAAUCGCAAACAACAGCAAAUACUUCUUACGAGCAAUUUUAUGAUCAAACAUUAGUUUCCUUACCAAUACUGGUUUAUAAUCAAGAACAAGCUAGUGCAUUCAUGGCUCAUCAACGUACAAUAGAUACUCUUCUUUGUCUACCACAUACAAAUGAAUCAUUUACUGAAAUGAUUGAAGAAUUUCGUCGUAUAUAUAAUGAUAAUGAAAUAAUACUUGCUGAAAUUAAUACAUUCGAAGAAACUUAUAAUUCUAAUAUUGCUCUUCAAUGGUAUUCACGUGAUUCAUUUCUAUUUCGUAUAAUUAAUAGAGCACUUCGAUCAAGUGAUGUUGAUAUGAUGUUUAAAAUGCGACAUUUUCUUAUUGAUCUUUAUAUAGAACUUGAUAAUCUUUAUAAACAAACACAUACAUUUUAUUCUAGACCAAUAAUAGAAAAACUUUAUCGUGGUCAAUUAAUGUCAAAAAUUGAAUUUGAAUAUUUUAAACAACUUUCAGGAGAAAUUAUAUCAAUAAAUACAUUUUUAUCAACAACAACAUCAUUACAAAUAGCUCUUACAUUUGUAAAUAUAUCUUUAAAACAUAAUGAUUUUAUUCGAGUUUUAUUUUGUAUUGAAACAAAUCCAUCUAUUCAACAUAAAAGACCAUAUGCAAAUAUAUCAAAUUUUUCAAUGUUUACUGAUGAAGAUGAAGUUUUAUUUGCAAUGGGAAGUUUAUUUCGUAUUCUAUAUAUUGAUAAAUUAGAUCGAAUAAAUAAUAUUCCUGUUGUAUAUUUACGAAUGGUUGAUCAAAAAGAAAUUGACUAUAAUUUUCUUUCUUAA